GCGGCCUUUGCUCGGAUGGCCCGCGGCAGGGCGGUGGCGGCGGCAGCGGCUUCCGGCAAAGCCCUCUUGCCUUCAACAAAGAUGGUGCUCCCCGCGCAGGCUCGGCGGGCGCCACGGGUAGUUCCCGCUUCCCAGCUGUUGCCAGAUGGAUGCUAGAGACAAGCAGCUUUUACGCUCCCUGCGCCUGGAGCUCUGCACAGAGGUGCUGGUGGAUGGAGUUGUUAUUCAGUAUCUCUACCAAGAAGGGAUUCUCACCGACAGCCAUGUCCAAGAAAUAAAAUCUCAAACCACCAGUCAGAGGAGAACCAUGAUGCUCCUUGAUAUCCUCCCCACCAGAGGACCCAAGGCUUUUGAUGUGUUCUUGGAUUCCUUACAGGAGUUCCCGUGGGUUAAAGAGAAGCUGAUGGUGAAGCGUAAGGAAAUGACAGUACAAGCUCCUGCAGAUAUAACUGAAAUUGCACCGUGUAUUUUGAAGACUUCACCAACAGAUCAGCAGCUGAACAAGCUUGCAAGGAGACUGGGACCUGAAUGGGAGCAUAUAGUUCUGUGCUUGGGUUUGUCCCAUAGUGAUAUCUAUCGAUGUAAAGUCAAUCACCCUCACAACCUGCAGUCGCAGGUGGUAGCUGCAUUUGUCCUGUGGAGACAGCGCUUGGGGAAAAAAGCAACAAUCCAAAGUCUGCAAGCUGGUCUGAUGGCAGAAGAAGUGGAUCCUUCUGUGAUACAGUACAUGCUUGAGUGAAGCCUUGCUAUUAAUUGGGAGCUUUCAAGUACUUCAUUAAAUUAAAUAAAGAGGAUUCGCUGAAAUGUAUGCUGAAGAUCUGACGCCUAAAAACAUGGGAUUGGGAUCUUAAGCUUAAACAUUACAGUUUUCUGUAGCAUCUUGUGACUUGUAAUUCUUUUCAUGCCAGAUUAGUUUUUAGCAGGCAUUAAAAAAUGGAUCACUCUUUCCUGUUCGCUUUUGUACUAUUCCAGUGGGGAUAUAGGGUGACGCUUAAAGUCCUUGCAAGCAGGAGGCCCUGCAGCGAGUUCAGCAAGGUUUCUGGUUUCAUUGCAGGAGCAACACUUGGUUUAGCCUAUUUUCUGAACUGUGUAGGAGCCUUUUUUACUGCUGUUCCGUGCUAGUUCCCUGAUAUCCCAGCAAGAAAUGAGAAUAAUCACUGUUACUAAUCUAACCAUUUAACAACAGUUAUUGCAGGUGGCUAAUUUCACAUUUAUAAAAGUUUUAGUACAUAGAGUUUCUUGCUGGGAUAGAUGGCUGCCACCUUAGUCUGCCUUUGAAACUAUCCCUGUGUGGAAGUAACAGGAACUUAGUGUGCCUGUGAGGAUUUCUCCCGCUGUUAUUUAAUGGGUGUAGGUUUCUGCAAGAAAACAGGCACUGUGCGCGUAUGGCUUCUCUCAGCAUAGCGUGAGUGGGGAGUUCUCAGGGAAGAGAUGCAGCAGAAAAGUGACCAGAAGAUAGAUAGGAAGAGGCAAACAAAGCGACAAGAGUCCUGAAAAAUGAGACAACUUCUAAGGUGUCCGUGUUUGUCUCUGCUAAUAAAUUAGGAGACAACCUGGUUCCUGCUGAGUCUUUGUACUGUGCUCUGGAUCCUGGCAGCUGUGUGUCACAGAAGUUUUAUGCUUAGGUCAAGUGUCCAAAGGCACCUUUCUCUGACCACCACAUUGCCCAACAGGGCUUACAGGUCCUUUACGGUCAAGGUGAACUCCUCACUGCUCUGCUUCCACUUUCGGCCAUGCACCAGGCUCACUUGCUUUCUACCAGCUUUUCUGCACCUACUGGGGGCAGCUUCAAGACUCCUCUCCCCAGUUCUUUGCCAGCUGUAAUUGCACCAGCAGUGUUGAUUAGAUUUUAUCCCAAAGAAGGGUGAAGCUUGCUUGGUCUUUUCUCCUCCUUCCUUCCCAUCAAGGAGAUUUUCUUCCUGGUGGAAGAAACCACUGAGUUUUUUGCUGACUGGGUGAGAGAGGAUCGUUCCACAGGGUGUGUAUCCAAAGGCAAGGAUGUGCUCAACUGCUCUCUGAGGCCUGACCAUAAGAAGCAGAAUAUAUUUUCAUUCUCCCUGAGCAGUUUGCUGUACAGUAAAUGAGGAACAAAGUCUGGAUGCGGAGUUCCCAAGUCUAUUUAUGAGCAAGUUGCAGUAGCCUGUUUCAUCUACAAAGUCAUUGCCAAGUAACUUCCCAUCCUACAAGAUCUGCUCCAUAUAAUUUAACACCUAAAUAGCUGUGUCAGAAGUCUUUAUUGGGGCAAGAAUGAACUUUACCACCUUUUUUUUUUUUUUUUUUUAAUUCUUCCUGUACUCAGAUUUUGGAAGACAUCUGGGAAAUUAGGGAAGGAAAAGAGAUUUUAAGGAAAUCCUGUCUGCCUUGACUUUCAGAAGCACAGAAAUAUCCUGGUAGGAUUAGCUCCUGCUGGUCCCAAAGUGAUCUGGUGAUAUUUUGGUUUUAAUCUUCUGUAUACAGUUCUGACCUUCAGUAAAUUGUGAUCCUGUUAUACCUCACUCAGAUCUUAACUAAUCAUAUUCUAUUAUGGCUACUUGCAGAGUUUAUCAACAAAUUCCAAAUAAACAUUGUAAAUCAAGUUAGGCCGUUGUAUUAUUUAUUUUUCUGUUUCAUGAUGCUUUAAUGCCAGCAUAUUCUUUGUCUUGGUUGAAAACCAUCCUACAGCAGAUGGUGGUAUAAUAGAUUUAUUAGGUCCUGUGAAUGACAAAAUAAGCUUGAUUUUUGCAAAAGAGAGUGGUUGGCAAAAGGAGCGACCAGCACUAGACAACUACAUCUGGUAAAACAGAUAGAUUGGGUGGUGGUCUCACAUUUGUAUCAACUAAGUGGUACCUGGGGUGAGUUGAAGACCUCACAGCCUGGUUUUACUUCAGAUAAAAGAAUGCAAAAGCAUGUACUGAGCUCCCCACUGUGAAGGCAUGGGGAAUGACUGAGUCCCUCUUCCGAUAACUCAAGCGGCCCUGCGAAGGGCCAGUCAACACAGCUAAUUGACUUAGCCAUGCCUCGCCAAGAGGUGCUGAAAGGUUUUCAGAAGAUAUAAAAUUGAUACCUGAAACCCCUUUUUGCUUUGUGGAAGAAAAAAUGACCACCUUAUCCGAUGGAUGGAUCGAUGGGCUUGGACCUCUCUUCCUCCACCAAGAAAAAAUAUCUUGGUAAGAAUCGUGCACCUCUGACUCAGAUGUUACUCCAGGAAAAUAAUUACUAACUCAAGUUUUUACUGUUAUUUGCUUUGUUAUCUAGUUGUUAACUGGUUAUAAGUGUUUAAGUGCUAAUGGAGCAGUGGAUUUAUAUAGGCAAU
This is a messenger RNA of Cuculus canorus (common cuckoo), 3292 nucleotides long. RefSeq names its product CASP2 and RIPK1 domain containing adaptor with death domain (gene CRADD). Lineage: Eukaryota; Metazoa; Chordata; Aves; Cuculiformes; Cuculidae. Gene Ontology annotation, biological process: signal transduction; regulation of apoptotic process. The coding region runs from base 146 to 739 and encodes 197 amino acids. The transcript is spliced from 3 exons. Gene Ontology annotation, molecular function: protease binding; death domain binding. The record is from RefSeq and is a predicted model, not a curated record.